Messenger RNA from Schizosaccharomyces octosporus yFS286, 2244 nucleotides. RefSeq names its product DNA polymerase delta small subunit Cdc1. Lineage: Eukaryota; Fungi; Ascomycota; Schizosaccharomycetes; Schizosaccharomycetales; Schizosaccharomycetaceae. The record is from RefSeq and is a predicted model, not a curated record. The coding region runs from base 516 to 1928 and encodes 470 amino acids. The transcript has 2 exons. Gene Ontology annotation, cellular component: delta DNA polymerase complex. Gene Ontology annotation, biological process: DNA replication; DNA strand elongation involved in DNA replication. Gene Ontology annotation, molecular function: DNA binding.
UAAUUGGUUUAUUGCAUAUAUACUUCGAAUACGUUACACGUUUAACAUUUUGCUUUCUACAAAUCUCUAUUCAUAUGUAGUGUUUUCUAUCAAAAUUGUAGCAAAAGACAUUUCAUCCAUCAAUUCUUGCUUUGUUUGUUAAAUUCCCCAUCCCUUUUUUUCUUUUCUUUUUCUACUCGUUUCCUUUCUUGUAAAUCAGUGUCUUACCAAAGUUCACACUUCAAUAUCAUCACAAAGAGGUGUACGCUUUUUCGACUUCUUUCACACGAAAAGUGUUGUUUACACACCCAUAAUACACGCGAUAAAACAAAAGUCCCUUUUCUUGUUUUUCUUGUCUUGUUCCUCGUCCUUUCUUUUUCACUUUUUGAAUUUUAAAAAUUUCCCUUUUUGUUUUGUUUUGAUAUCGAUUCUUUCACUCUCCUUUCCUUCAUUGGUUCCAGGAUUACCAAGAGACGCCCAGGCACUUCUUUUAUUCUCCAAUUUCUUUUAAAUAUUAAAUAUUUUCCUUCUUCAGCAUGUCUGCUGUACGGACUUCUGUGCCCUGUCAAGAACUUAAUCGACUCCAACUCAAUUUACAUCAACAAACCUUCAGCCAGCAGUAUUCAAGCAUCUACUUUGCCCGACUAACUGCUCUUCGUCCAAAACUCCUUCAUGCUGCUCGCAAGAAAUGGCCCAAUCAUCCUGAAUUGAAUCGCGUUUUGGAUGUACGAAAUGAUCAAAACUGCUGGGUCAUCGGUACCGCCUACAUGACUUCCAAUUUGAAGCCAAAUGUUAUGGACGAUGUCACUCAACUCCACACCAUCAUCACCGCUUCUGAAGAUUCGCCCUACGUCUCUCUCAAAGACGGCGACUCUGACUCCAGCGGCAUUCAAUAUUCCCUCGAGGAUAACUAUGGCCGUGUUGAUUGCGCUGGUUCUUUUAUGUACGACGCCGGUGUCGUCACCGGUGUCGUGAUGGCUGCUCUUGGUCAUGAAGAUGAGGCCGGUCGCUUCGUCGUUAUCGACGUCUGCUUUCCCGAAACCAUGACUCAAUCCGACUCCAUACCCAUGUCCAUAGAUCCGAAAGAGGACGAUGCUCCUGAAUUCAUGGCCGUCGCUAGUGGUUUGGGUCUUUCAAACGACGGUAUAGAGGGAAUCGGUUUACAUCAAGUUGUCGAUUAUCUACGAGGUAUACUCCCAUCCAUAAGUCCUUCUUUUGACCCUACUUGCGUUAAGCGUUUCAUGAUCCUUGGUAAUUGCCUCGCUCCAGCUAUAGAGAUUUCCGAUUCCUCUACCCCCUCUGUCCCGGUAGGGAAGAAAAAAGUAAAACGCUAUGGAUAUGAUACAUCAAGCUAUAAUCCAAAUCCGACUAUACAACUAGAUACCCUUUUGCAUCAGCUUUGUUCCACCGUAGACGUCACCCUAGUCCCUGGUCCUUAUGAUUACAGUACCAAUAUUCUUCCUCAACAGCCUCUUCAUCCAGCACUGUUACAAAACGCAAAAGCAUGGAUUGGAAGCUCCCUACAAACAACUACAAAUCCAACUUGGCUUUCAAUUCAUGACAAUCUGACACUUGCAAGCAGUGGACAGAAUAUUGAUGAUCUUCGUAAAUAUCACCCUUACAAGUCCUCUUUGCAGUUGAUGGAAAAUACCAUUUUAUGGAAUCAUAUUACCCCUACUAGUCCGGAUACUCUAUGGUGCUAUCCAUUUACUGAUAAAGAUACUUUUGUCAUGGAUGAGUUGCCAGAUCUUUAUUUAUGUGGUAAUCAACCAAAGUUUGGUACAAAAUUGAUUCAAAGUCAGUCCAAGUCCGUGCGACUCGUAUCCGUUCCAGAGUUCCGUAAAACUGGCAUUAUAACUCUAAUUAAUCUUAAGAACUUGGAAGUACGCGCCUUGGUAUUUCCUCGAAAAUUAGACAAUUCCGGUGUGGCCACGCCAAACGUUGAAUAAUAGUAAUGAUUAGAUUAAUAAUUUAUGGGAUAAUUAGUAUUUGUUCCUAACUUUUGAUGAAAGUUUCGGAUAUUGAUGAAUUUAUCGUGGAUGCUGGUGUUUUUUUUUGAAAUAGAUGAUUCUUUUGUUUUUUCCCCAAGUUAAAUUGGGUAGCAAUAAAGGUAUCCUUUGCAUCUUUAAAAGUACGAUUUCCUUUAGGAACGCCUAGUUGAUCCAAAAGUUCUGAUGAUUUUUGGGGAAUAACACUUUGAAAAAGAAUACCACAUAUCCGUAGCGUAUGAGCUGUGAGCAUUAAUACAUCUGUUCGGGCAGGUGA